Molossus molossus (Pallas's mastiff bat) is the source of this 1059-nucleotide messenger RNA. RefSeq names its product G protein-coupled receptor class C group 5 member D (gene GPRC5D). Gene Ontology annotation, molecular function: G protein-coupled receptor activity; protein kinase activator activity. Gene Ontology annotation, biological process: G protein-coupled receptor signaling pathway. The transcript is spliced from 4 exons. Lineage: Eukaryota; Metazoa; Chordata; Mammalia; Chiroptera; Molossidae. The coding region runs from base 1 to 1059 and encodes 352 amino acids. The record is from RefSeq and is a predicted model, not a curated record. Gene Ontology annotation, cellular component: plasma membrane; extracellular exosome; signaling receptor complex.
AUGUAUGAGGACUUCGAGUCCACUGGGGACUACUAUUUCCUCUGUGACACCGAGGGGCCAUGGGGCAUCGUUCUGGAGUGCCUGGCAAUAAUUGGCAUAGUGGUUACAGUUAUUCUGCUCUUGGCACUUAUCUUCCUCAUGCGAAAGAUUCAAGACUGUUGCCUGUGGAAUGUCCUCCCUACCCAGCUCCUCUUCCUCCUGGGUGUGCUGGGGCUCUUUAGCCUUGCUUUUGCCUUCAUCUUCCAGUUCAAUCAGCAAACUGCCCCUGUACGCUACUUUUUCUUUGGAGUUCUCUUUGCUCUCUGUUUCUCAUGCCUUUUGGCUCAUACCUUCUACUUGGUGAGGCUGGUCCGGGGUGGAGUCUCCUUCUCUUGGACGACAAUGCUGUGCAUUGCUAUUGGUUGUAGCCUGUUGCAGACAAUCAUUGCCAUUGAGUAUGUGUCGCUCAUAAUGACCAGAUGUAUGACAUUUGUGCACAUGGCACCCUGUCAGCUCAAUGUGGACUUUGUUGUACUCCUGGUCUAUGUCCUUCUCCUGAUGGCCCUCACCUUCUUCGUCUCCAGCGCCACCUUUUGUGGCCCAUGUGAGAACUGGAAGCAGCAUGGGAAGUUCAUCUUUGUCACUAUGCUCAUCUCCAUCCUUAUCUGGGUGGUGUGGAUCUCCAUGCUCAUGAGAGGCAAUCCACAGCUCCAGCGGCAGCCCCAGUGGGAUGACCCUGUCGUCUGCAUUGCCCUGGUCACCAAUGCGUGGGUUUUCCUGCUGCUGUACAUCAUACCUGAGCUCUGCAUUCUCUACAGAUCGUGUAAACAGCAAUGCCCUUUACCAGGCAACACCUGCUCAGCCCCAGCCUACAAGUGCAGCUUCAGAGCGGAAAACCAGGAACUCUCAAGAGCCCGAGACAGUGAUGGAGCUCAGGAGGAUGUAGCAUUAACUUCAUAUUCCGCCACAGCUAUUCAAGAACCUUACAAAGAGUUUCUUGUUAAGGAUAAGGGGAAAGAUGGUAAAGAAGUUCUGUUGUGGACUGUUGAUCCCACGCAAGUAUUUCAUCCCACGGGCUGA